CCUUUUUUUUAUAUGAUUUAAAUGUCGGACCAUGAGAAGCAUUAUUUGUGUCUUUUUAUGCACUUUAAAUAUCUGGUUUCAACUGGGUGUUUUAUUGAAAUCUUUUGAAAUCCCCUAUUGAAUGUAGGUUUUAAAUUAAUAAUUUUGAGAAUAUGAAGAUUUUGACCGACAAUGUGUCCUUGUUCACAUCCUCAUCAUUUUCUCCGAGCCCCUCUAACGUAACAUCUUCUUCCCGCCCCCUCCCCUUAGCAACAGAAGCAACAUGGCGGCGUCCAGUAACGCGGAGCCCUCUCCGGAGAUAGCGACACCAUUAAAGAUACCGAAAACCGAGGUGCCAUCUCCCGAGUCCGAGGAUUUGAGCGACAGCAUCCAAUACCACUCCAAUCCUUCGACACCGAACCGCUUCUCGCCUCUGAACGUGGGUUCUGGAACCGCGGGCCGGACGGCGGCCUCAUCCUCCUCCAACAGCUUCACCGCCUGCCGGGGGAUGUCAUGGACGCCGUCCGAGACAAACGCCCUCAUCGCGGUGUGGGGCAACGAGAGGCUCACGGAGGCGCGGAUGCAGCAGCUGGAGGUCGCGGGCACCGUGUUCUCCGGGAAGCCGCCCGGUCCUGCCAUGUACGAGCGAGUGUCCAGAGCGCUGUCGGACCUGGGGUACGAGAGAACCCCGUCCCAGUGCAGGGAGAGGAUGAAGACACUUAGGCGCUGCUACAGCCGUGUGAAGGAGCAUGGGAUCGGGAAGAGAAAGAGCAGCUACACCUUGGAGCAGCUGGAGAAGGUGUUCGGUCAGGGAGGCUGGGACUCUCAGAGCUGUGCCCCGGUGCUGAUCAACAGCAGCGGGUUGUACCAGGAGAUGGAGUCUGACGGCAGCACGCUGGAGGACUUCUCGCAGGAGGACUGGUGCAACCAGGUGCUGGACUCGGCCUUCCAGGAGGGAGACAUGGACACCGAAGAACUACAGGUGCCUAAAAGCAGAGCUCUACAGAUUCAAGCAGAAUUGUAUGAAUUAACCCAGAAAAGGGAGGCGAUGCAGACGGUGAUCCGCAUCCUGGAGUCGGUGCAGCUGAACUGGGAGCAUUUCCAGACGUGGACCGAGUUCUCCCGGCUGCACCUGUCCAACAAGCUGGCCAUCUUUGGCGUGGGCUACAACACGCGCUGGCGCGACGACGUACGCUACCACUACGCCGAGAUCAGCUCGCAGGUGCCGCUGGGCAAGCGGCUCCGGGAGUACUUCAACCCGGAGAAGCCGGAGGGCCGGGUCAUCAUGACCAAGGUCCAGAAGAUGAACUGGAAGAACGUCUACUACAAGUUCCUGGACAUCACCAUCAGCGAGGCGCGCUGCCUGGAGCUCCACAUGGAGGUGGACUGGAUCCCCGUGUCGCGGCCGCCGCUGGCGAGCAGCAAAGGCUCGUCCCACUACCUCCUGCCCGGUUUCGUCCCCAAGACGCACGGCCUGUACGCCAUCGGCUGCGAGGCCCUGCCGGCCUGCGACGCCGCUUGCACGCCGCCUCCUCUGGCCAACGACGAGGAGGACGACGACAGUAGCUCGCCCCGGCGGGAGGCGGAGAACGGGUCGGAGCGUGACGUCAGAACUGGGCCCGCCGUCACUUACUGCUACCUGGGCGUCGCCGAGGACAGGACCAUCCAGCAGUGCCUCUCCCAGCACUUUCAGGGACCCGGGAAGCACUGCGUCUAUGGGGAGCCGUCCGGCGUGACCCGCUUCCUGCAGGAGAACGGCGCCGGCGCUAGGACGGAUCAGCAUGGCGGAGACUCGCAGCAGCGCUGCGCCGUUUACGUGAAAUUCAUCGAGGUGGAGCUGGACUUCCUCUCGGCGGGCUCCCUGGUGGAAUGCCUGGAAACGGCCGUCGGUUAUUCCUUAAGGUUCAACAACAAGGAAACAUCGUAACCACCACCCCGUCGGUUUACAGAUGACUCUACAGCUCUGGUGGAGGCAGCAUCAAGCUGCGGGAUGCUCUUCUGGUUAAGCAGCUUAAAAAAAAAAAAGUAAAGAAAAGAUUUUUUUUUUUUUUUUUUGUCUCUGGCUGUCAUGGAAACAAGCGUUGACAUGUAACGUUCAUUUGUCGCUGAGGGAUGUAUUUACGUACGCAUCACCAGUUAAAAGCUGCCCACCAUAAUAAGCUCACCAAGUUAUUCAGAAUACUAAAUCCUUCAGUUUCGAUGCAGAGUUUCAUCAGAGUUCAAGUGUUCAAGCUGACGGAGUUUCUAAAUGAACAACAGUUUCUGCCUCAGUAUGAUCUGCAGCACUGACAACAGCGCUUAUUAUUGAAUAUUGUGCACUAAGAUUCUCCAGCUGCUUGUUAGGCUUUUUGUGACAUGUCUGAUCAGGGAGAGUAGGGCUGGAGGUCGGUAUCUGUGUGUGUGCGCGCAUGUGUGUGUGUGUGUUUGUGGGUGGGCGUUACGCUGCAGUAUGCAUCUGUCUACCUCAUUAAGACGUAGCAAACCAAGCAGUGAGGGACCACAGCUGGAUGUAUUCAGAAACUGCCUUCACAUGGACCGUUGGUUUGAGUCCACAGAGCAUCUAUGGGUAGAGGCGAAGUCAUGCCUUAUGUUUUGCACAUGUGGCGGGUUUAGCAAGCAAGAGAUGCUUCCACACAAACUACAGAACCGUCACUCCGCGGCCGGAUGGCGUGAGCCGGCGUCUACGGAGCCGACUGUAGGCCCGGACGAGGAAGCAGGAUUCACUGUUUUUUUGAGACAACGUCCAGCUCAGAUUAAGAUCUUCAAUGUUUACGACGAUAACUGAUAACUUGUUACAGGCCAGGAUUCCAGUAACCAAUCGGUUCCCUGCGAGAGAAUAAAUAAUAAUAUUAAUAAUAAUAAAAAAACAAAAAGAAAACAGUUUUACACCCGACCAGAAACAACUUCCUCAUGAAGUGUCUCUGGCGGAUCGUUAUGCAGCCUAGAAUCGUCUUCUGCAAACGUCUGAAUCACAUAAUGAUCAGUUCACCCGUUUACCAGUUUACAGCCCCAUUCUGAAUCUGUAGACAAACCAUUUCAUUCCCAUGUGCUAAGCUAUUGUAAAUCAGUUUCCUGUUAUGGUAAUAAAUUAAGGAGGUAAAUAACAAUAAAACGGUUAAAUGUCACAUUUAAAUUCAUUUAAUUAGAUGUUUUGUGUUUCACAAUAGAGCCAUUUAGGAGUGCAGUCAUUGCAGUUUUCUGGCCAAUCACCAAUCUCUUAAAAAGUCGCACCUGUUCGAUAAGACUUUUUAUUGGUUUUUAGGCCAAAGCCAAUAUUUUUUGUCUAAAAUAUAGCAAGAAGGUAUCUGAGUUGGCAACAAUGGGGUCACUGUUGUUAACUGCGAACGUACACGUCAGAGCAACAGAGGACAGUAGUUGAGUUUUAGACUUUUAGAUAAGAUCAGUUUCACAUAGAAGCAUCAGCCAAUCCCUGAUCUCCCAAAAUGAAGGAAAUCAGGGAGGAUCAAUCGGUGCACCCGUAGAUCUAUUGAUUGAGUUUUGCAUCCCUCCCCACAGUUUUUGUACAUUAGGCCCCAAAUCAACCAUUAAAAAUUUAUGUAAGUUGUCGAAGGGAGUAUUAAAUAGAAGUGCACUAAAAAAAACGUACCUAUAUUUAGUGAUUUCAUGCAAAAGAAUUGCCCGAAUUGGCGGGUCAGGCAUUUUAAAUAUCGUAGCUCGGCCAGAAAAUGCAAUCGGUGCACUCUGUGUAUUAAAACACAAAAUGACCAAAACUGUGCAGCAGCGACUUGCGACUGUGGAUGAAGCUGGUUGAGAUGUUUCCAACAUUCCUAAUAAACCAAUUAAACAUGAGUGCAUUCACCAGGAAUAAAAACAUUUUUUAAAUUAUUUUAUCUAUUUAGAAUAUUAGUAAUCUGAUAGAUUAAAUUGUAAAAUCCGGAGAUUGUAUUGACUUUAUAGUAGAUUAACAUACUGGAACCAUAUAAUGCAGACACUAAAUGGUUAAACUUGUUCAAAUAGUUCAGAUUGAUCUCUUGAAGAAGUGGGCAAAAAUUAAAAAGAACAUUUAAAUCCAAAACAAAGCCUGCCCACGUGGAGGCGCUGUUGGGUCACAUCUGUUCGGAAACCGCUAAAUCCUCUCCUGCAUCGUUUCUUGUUGCUCUGAUGCACAUGAACCUGCUGGGAUUUGUUCACAGUUUAGUUUGCAGCAACUCAGACCCAUCAUCAAAAAAAAAAAAACCCGGUUCUGGUUCUGGUUUGGAAAUACCUGCCAGUAGUUUGGAGCAUCUCUUGCUGCAGCCGCUGGCUGGUUGGUGAUGUAACGAUGUAACAUUUCAAAUGCAGACAACAGGAAACGUUUGCUGUGUUCAGAAGCCGACCCGACAGCGCUGCGGCUCAUUCAGGGCCCAUAAUAAAGCUGGACCCUUGAAAAGGAUCUGCAGGUUACGUGCAAUGAAUGUGCCAGGAAGCGACUGCGGCACACAACAAAACGUGGCGUGUCCAUAUGAAUCUAUGUAAUGUGAAAUACCAUAUAGCUUAUAUAAUAUAUAUUUGAGAACAUCGGUGUUCUUGAGCAUUCCAGCUUUUGUGAAAUUUAUUUGUUUGGGACAUCAAAGAUAUUAAAAAAAAUGAUAUUUUUACCUCAUUGAUUUAAUGCCAUGUACUGUAUGUGCUUGUUUCUAAGUCACCAUGUUGUCUGUUUACAUGUUUGAAGAACAAUAAAUGGGGAACUCUCUGUGGUUAGCCACAUACUAAAAGUAA
Molecule: messenger RNA, 4698 nt
Organism: Xiphophorus hellerii (green swordtail)
Lineage: Eukaryota; Metazoa; Chordata; Actinopteri; Cyprinodontiformes; Poeciliidae
Gene: msantd2
Product: Myb/SANT DNA binding domain containing 2
Exons: 4
Coding region: 263-1906 (547 amino acids)
Source: RefSeq, a predicted model, not a curated record